Microthlaspi erraticum is the source of this 540-nucleotide messenger RNA. Lineage: Eukaryota; Viridiplantae; Streptophyta; Magnoliopsida; Brassicales; Brassicaceae. The record is from the annotation of a GenBank genome assembly.
AUGUCAGUAGCUUCACCGAUUCAAUGUAUCAGGAUUCUAAAUCCAUCUUCUUCUUCUUUAUCAUCAUCUUCGUCGACAGCUUCGUCGUCGUCUUUUAGAUUCUCAACGAGUAAGCCAUGUGUACUCAUCAUCAGAUGUUCUCAAGCCGAAGGUCCAUUGAGAAGACCCUCUGCUCCUCCUACUCUCCGUGAGCCUUCUCCUCCGCAAAAACCUGUUCCUCCUCAAUCGCCGUCUUCUUCUUCUCCUCCACCGCAACAGCCGCAAAAAUCGGUGGCUGCUGUUGACGGUAAGAGUGCAAUCACGGUGGAGUUUCAGAGGCAGAAGGCUAAAGAGCUUCAGGAUUACUUUAAACAGAAGAAGCUUGAAGCUGCUGGUCAAGGUCCUUUCUUUGGUUUCCAACCCAAAAACGAGAUCUCUAAUGGAAGGUGGGCUAUGUUUGGUUUCGCUGUCGGUAUGCUGACAGAGUAUGCAACAGGCUCAGAUCUGGUCGAUCAAGUGAAGAUCCUCCUCUCCAAUUUCGGCAUUCUAGACUUGGAAUAA